Molecule: messenger RNA, 2365 nt
Organism: Pteronotus mesoamericanus
Lineage: Eukaryota; Metazoa; Chordata; Mammalia; Chiroptera; Mormoopidae
Gene: ZNF251
Product: zinc finger protein 251
Exons: 5
Coding region: 254-2137 (627 amino acids)
Biological process (GO): regulation of DNA-templated transcription
Source: RefSeq, a predicted model, not a curated record
GAGUGACCUGCCCCUGCCCCGCAACUUCUGUAAGGGGCUGUACUUUUGGCCCCAGAGGCCACUGCAGGAACCAAUGAAUGCCACUCACUUGCCCACCCCUCACACCCCUCGGGUCCUGGACGUUAAUGGAGUGACUUAAUGAUACUGAGUGGCCUGAGUGUGGGCCCCCUUCUUCCAAGGGUGAGCUGGGGGGCCCAGGCCGUGGCAGCCGCGCUCAGGCCCUGAGUCUUUCUUCAGAUCCUGCUCCCCCAGGAUGGCAGCGGCACUUGGGCUUCCAGCGCCCCAGUGGGCGCAGCCUCGGGGCAGCGGCCACUUGUCGUUCCAGGAGACGGUGCCACUGACUUUCCAGGACGUGGCUGUGUACUUCUCUCACGAGGAGGGUCAGCAGCUGGGCCCGGACCAGCGGGCGCUGUACAGGGACGUGAUGCUGGAGAACUACGGGCAUGUGGCCUCGCUGGGACUCCCUGUCCCUAAGCCGGAGCUGAUCUCCCAGCUGGAGCAAGGUGAAGAGCUGUGGGUCCUGGGUCUUAUAGGAGCCGAGGAAGCGGAGCCCUUGAGCAGCCGCAGCACAGAGAGAGGGGAAAGGAAGAAGAAAGAGAGGGAGAGAAUCAUUGAUGCGAGAAACAUCAGUCGGCUGCCUCCUGCAUGUGCUCCAGAGGGGGACCGAACCCACAACCCAGGUUUUGAGAUUGGGACCGGGAAGGAACCACCCAUUGUAAACCAGAAAUGCUCUGAAGAAGUAAAAACCCCAGAGCUGAUAUCCAGAAGAUGCUUGGGGUAUAACCCACAGGCACCUCAGUUGCAGGAAGCCUGGGACUGUGAGGGUAAAGUAGGGGGACACCUGGGGGACUCUGAGCAGAGUUUGAAUAAACUCCAUCUUCACAGCAGAGUUUUUUGGAACGAAACUGCCACAUGCAGGGAAAGACCUCUGGGAGAAGCAAUCCAGGAGUGUGGUGUGUUUGAUAGAAACUUGAAUUUGAACCAAAAUGCUGUUAGAUAUCAAAGAAAUAAAACAGGAGAGAAAGCCUUUACAUGUGAUACAUGCAGCAAAACCUUCAGAUACAAUUCAGACCUACGUAGACAUCAGAGAAGUCACAGUGGGGAAAAACCUUAUAAAUGCGUUCAGUGUGGGAGAGGCUUUGCUCUCAGCUCAGGCCUUAUUCUGCACCAUCAGGUUCAUACUGGAAGUAAACCAUUUAAAUGUAAUGAUUGUGGGAAGACUUUUCGUCUCAAUUCCCACCUAGUUCUCCAUCAGAGACUUCAUACCGGAGAAAAACCUUUCAGGUGUGGUGAAUGUGGGAAGGCCUUCAGUCGAAGCUCAACUCUUAUUCAACAUCGUAUCAUUCACACAGGAGAGAAACCAUACAAGUGUAAUGAGUGUGGCAAAGGCUUCAGCCAGAGCCCACAGUUAACACAGCAUCAGAGAAUCCACACUGGCGAGAGACCGUACGAAUGUGAUCAGUGUGGGAAGGCCUUCAGUCGAAGUUCAAGCCUUAUUCAGCAUGAGAGGAUCCACACUGGAGAGAAGCCCCAUGUGUGUGACCAGUGCGGGAAGGCCUUCAGUCAGAGCUCAAGCCUUUUCCUCCAUCACAGGGUGCACACUGGAGAGAAGCCCUAUGUUUGUAAUGAGUGCGGCAAAGCCUUCGGUUUUAACUCUCACCUCACUGAACAUGUAAGGAUCCACACAGGCGAGAAGCCCUAUACUUGCAACGAGUGCGGUAAAGCCUUUAGCCGGAGUUCAACUCUUGUUCAGCAUCGAAGAGUUCACACUGGGGAGAAACCCUAUCAGUGCAUGGAAUGUGGGAAAGCCUUCAGUCAGAGCUCACAACUGGCCCUGCAUCGAAGAGUUCAUACUGGAGAGAAACCCUACGAAUGUGGCGAUUGUGGGAAAGCCUUCAGCCGGAGGUCAACCCUCACGCAGCAUCAGAGGGUCCAUACUGGGAACCCCCGUACAUACAGAAAGUGUGGUCCAGCCUUUGCUCCUGGCUCCAGUCACAGGUCCCAAAGACAGACGCACUCCGGAGAGAAGCGCUCUGUGUACGACGGACACGGCAGAGCCUUCAGCCGCAGCACGAACCUUGUACUUCAUUGGACGAUUCACAGACGUUUCAUGUUUUCGGAAUCCGUCGCUUUUUGAAUGUGGCAUCUCUCAUUUAACGUAUUGGAGAUUCAUCGUGAUAUUGCGUGUGCCAAUAGUUCCUCCCUUUUUACUGCACAGUGGCAUCCAUUGUACGGAUGUGGCAGUUUGUUUAUCUGUUCCCCACUGAAGGGUAUUUGGGUUGCUCCAUCUGGGGCAAGUAUGAAUAAAGCUGCUGUAAGCAUUUAUGACAGGCCAUUCUGUGGAUGUGAUUUCUCCAUUCUCUUG